GUACAGUUUAUCAGAUCAGGGUAUGAAAGGAUACUUAUCUUUGUAUUAAGAUCUUAACUACUGGAAAAUGUAUUAAAAAACUAAGCAUAUAGAUACUUUUACUAAUUAACCAAAGGUCGGUUGGUGUUACCAAAAGUUUGAGAGGAGUGUUUGAGUCUACAUACAUUUUACUAAUUUAAACAAGGUCAAUUGUGUGUCACCGUGCAAUGAAAAUUGAAGGAAGUGUUGUCAUUGUUACUGGAGGAGCCCAAGGGAUUGGGAAAGCAAUAUCCAAGUCUUUACUGACGCUAGGAGCCAAAGUGUGCAUUGCUGAUGUGAACAAUGUAGAAGGCGAUAAAACAGUUAAAGAACUUGUGGAUGCGUAUGGAAACAGCGUCAUCUUUCAGCAAUGUGACGUCACAAAAGAUGAUGACGUCAGAAAUGCAUUUAAGGCCACAACAGACACGUUUGGUGACGUCACAAUUACGGUAAACAACGCUGGCAUUUUAGAUGAGAUAAACUUUUCUCGGACGAUUGCAGUUGACCUAGAGGCCCAGAUACGAUGCACGAUGAUUGCACUGGAAUUCAUGGGUCGCAACAAUGGUGGGAAAGGUGGAACUAUUGUGUUCAAUGCGUCUGCUGCUGGUAUUGUACCAAUAGGUGUCAUGCCAGUGUACGCAGCAGUAAAACAUGGACUCGUAGGCUUCGUUCGUAGUAUGGCGAUAAGUCCAAGGAUAGAGGAUUGGGGUGUGAGAUUCAACGCAGUGUGUCCCAUAAGUGUAGAUACAAACCUCUCUCGCGAGGAAAACUUACGUAAAGUAGUGGGAGACCCAGUUGUUCUUGACCAACUUUUGAAAGGAAUGAAAACGGCACACAGUGUUAUCCUCAAGCCAUCUGAUGUCGCUGAGUCGGUGGUUAAACUAAUAGAAGAUGAUUCGUUAAAUGGCAAAUCUCUUGUUGUUCUUGAGGGCAAAACAAUAUUUGUAGAUCCGCCAGUGUUGGACUUACAAUGAUUUUGAACAAAUCAAAGUGUUCUUUGAAUGUGUAAAUUGAAAAAAGGAACUACAAUAAAAAUGAAGAAUUGUGAAAAAUAAGAUUGAAGGGCUUACCCUAGUAAGACACAACGUCUGAGUCGCGUUUAAAGUAUAACUCAAAAAUGUCUCACGGCGAAAAAAACUUCCCAUUGUAAAAAGAGCAUGAGUUGUUUGGAUAAUGAAUCGGCGAAGCUGUCAACGUGUAUGUGCCUUAUAAAAUAAUAAAUCUUUGAGAAGAAUUGUGGUCAUUAUAUUGAGUUGCCGAAUUGAAUUUUUUUCUCGAAUAGAGAUCCUAC
Owenia fusiformis is the source of this 1309-nucleotide messenger RNA. The record is from the annotation of a GenBank genome assembly. Lineage: Eukaryota; Metazoa; Annelida; Polychaeta; Sabellida; Oweniidae.